AACUGCGGCGGAUACGGGAUAUACUUCAGUUCCUGUUCCUUUGUGAGGGAACUUCAUGAAGUGCUACCACUUUCCCAAAAUUCUUCAAAUCCCCUGAUUCUCUCAAUUCACUCCUCCGCCAAGAUUGAUCAAGUUUUCGACGGUGCACCUACUCUCGCUCCAGCAAUCGGCAUGCAACGGCUGAAAUGACGCCACAAUCAGAGAGCUUCAAACGCGCCUUGGCCAGAUUCGAAAGGGAUGUUGGGCCAAGACGUGCCCAGGAGUUUUCCAACUGUUCACUGCACGAUGUUCACUUGUUGAUGAAGAAGAUUCAAGCCGAACAAGAGAGAAAGGGGGAAAUGCGCCAUCUCAAGCGUCUUGAAUCCUUCCUUGAGGCCAUGAAGGAGCUCGGCAAAGUCAUUGAGGUCUUUACUAACACGACCGUGUUCCUAUGCUACGUCUGGGGACCCAUCAAGUUCCUGCUUAGUGCCGCCAGCACCCACCUUCAAUCGCUUGACAGACUCCUGGAUAUGUACUGUGAUAUUGAAGAGAAUCUCGCCGGCUUGGUGCACUAUGAGGCAACCUUCGAGCGCAAUACACGCCUCGGACCCGUUCUUGAGGAUUAUUACUUGGACGUGCUUAAUUUCCAUAAGGAGGCGCUUGCUGUAUUUAACCGACCGAAAUGGAAGAUGCUGGUCGAUGCUGCCUGGAAAAGCUUUGAAUCGAAAUUUGCUGUCAUCCUGCAGGCCCUUAAGAGACGUAAGGAGAUCCUGAACAGCGAAAAGCUAUCCGCUUCUCUUGACCAGAUAAUCAAGUUGCGAGCCGAGAUCCGCGAAGUAUACACCAGCCAAAAGCAGGUAGCAGAUAAGCAAGAAGAAGAGACGCACAAGGAGCGGAAGAGAGCAAUCAUGGGGAGGUUGUCCAUCCCAGACUACCAGUCUGACUACCGAUUCUUCAUUGAUUGCAGAGACGACUCAAACGACAAGCUGGGAACUUCUUCAGGAACGUGGAUUUUUGACAAUCCCAUAUUUCAGGCCUGGCACCUCGGUGAUGCUUCUGGAAAGCGAGUUCUCUACAUACACGGAAGGCCAGGUGGAGGGAAAUCAACGCUCAUGGCCACGGUAAUAGAACGGCUUUCGAAGGACAUGAGACCAGGUAUCGCUCUCGCUUUCUUUUACUUUCGCCACCAAAACGCAGACAAAGACAAUUUCAACAGUCUGCUCCGGGCGCUUCUUGGACAACUCUACGAUCGAGAUCCUGUUCUAUCCGCUCACAUUGACAUCGAGACAUCGAAGCAUGAUGGACUUCGUACGAAAGUUUUAAAGGAGCUCGUCAGCACCGCAGUAGGAACCUACCCUACAACUUACCUCGUGCUAGACGGGCUGGAUGAAUGUACAAAUGAGGAGGAAGAGAAAACGAUUGAAUGGCUGCUGGCCCUCUGCAAUCAUUCCCCUGGGCUACGAGUUCUUUUUUCGGGCCAGCGAGACGGCAUACUAGACCAUCGCCUCAAAGCAUCGAACUCAGCGCAUUCGAUCCUACUUGACACAGCAUCUGGCCAUGUUGGAAAUAUCAAAAACUAUUGCGAAAGUCUUGCAAGGGACAUACAGGCCACAUUCGAGCCGGAACCGUCGUUGGAGCAAGUGAUAGUAGAUUUGGUUUCUGAGAACGCUGGUGGCAUGUUUCUCUAUGCAAAGCUAGUUCUCGAGCAUCUUCUAGGUCAAUAUCGUACCGCCGAUCUGAAGCGAGCGUUGCAACCUGGGAUCUUCCCGGCCAGCUUAGAAGAAGUAUAUGAGAAAUUGGAAGAUCGAUUGCACAAAGGCUCUUCGGACGACGAAAGGAAAGCUGCAAUUCAGAUCUUGAGCUAUGUGGUCUGCUGCAAGCGGACCCUCUUCUGGAGGGAAAUACAGUCUUUCUUCUCUAUCGAUCAGCUAAAAGGAGAAGUGGACUACGACAACCGUCCUGUCAAGAGCUACAAGCAGCUCUGCGGCUCUUUCCUGGAUUCUCACACUGUCAAUAAAGACUACACCGGCCCCGAGGACGAGGUCCACCUGGUACAUGAAACAGCCCGCGAAUUCUUAAUACGGAGACAAAUCGUGAACACCACGCGAGUGCACUUGGAACUCUCGAUUUUUUGCUCCCAGUAUCUUUUAUCUCCACCCUUCGCGUCGGGGAUUGCGGAGGAUGAUGUCAUGUCAUACGCUAGAAGGGGCUCAUACGCCUUACAGGACUACGCAGCGCAGUACUGGCUCGACCAUCUCCGGGAAAGCAUCAAGGCUUCUGGCACGCUACAGAGCGCUGGUUGUCAAGAGGCCAUACAAUGGGCUUAUCGCUUUCUCCAAUCAUACGGAGACCAUGCAAAGAUGUCGACUCUCGAUGAUGCCGGUGGGUUUCCAAGCGUGGAUCAGGUGGCCGGCCGCAUUCCGGAGCACGGUGGCGAGCGAAACAGUUACUUCAACAUCGAAGAAAGAACUGAGGCUAUCCGACAGGCUAUCGGAAAGUUGGACGAACAGACACUCACCUCUAGGGAGACGAAGAUUCUUAGUCAGCUUCAAGGGCCGCUGAACGUGCAAAAAUGUUCGAAACCGUGCUGCAUUUUCUUCAAGGGCAAUCUACAGACCGCGGAGGCACGUGAAAAGCACAUCAGUUGCCACGAGCGUCCGUUUCGUUGCCUGCUUGAAAGCUGUCCGAUGUCCGCCGUUGGGUAUAGUUCCUCUGCCGAACUCCAAAAGCACAAUUCGAAGUACCACACACAGAGCAGUAAUCCGAAUCGCUUCCCGAAGCUUGCUAGAGGUAGCUUACCUGACGACGUGGACGAGAAGCCCGAAUUCAUGGAUCUCAUGUUGGCAUCAAGAAGAGGAGAUACGAAUACUAUAGAUGACCUACUCGGGGCCCGAACACAAAAGGACGCGCAGCAAAUGGUCAACGAAAAGGAUAAAUCAACGGGCGAAGCACCUCUUUACAUUGCCGCCGAAAACGGACAUGCUCAGGCGUGUAGAGCUCUCUUGCGUUGGGGAGCGGAUGCAAAUGCGGUUAUUAAGCUGCUUCUCGAUACUGGCAAGGUUGACGCAAAUGCUCAGAACCGGUAUGAAGAGACAGCGCUGCAUUCGGCGGCGAAGAAUGGGCAUGAGGCGGUUGUUAAGCUGCUUCUCGAUACCGGCAAGGUUGACGCAGAUGCUCAGGACCAGGAUGGAUGGACAGCGCUAUAUAUAGCGGCGAAGAAUGGGUAUGAGGCGGUUCUUAAGCUACUCAGCCUUGCAUCCUAAGAGGCAGGCUUGGAAGACAACUCCACCUCGAGUCAGCCUUUCACAAUCUUUCCUCCUGCAAGAAUUGAUCUUGGUUUACUCUCCAAUCUUUAUUGUUUACUCCCUAUUGCUUCCUA
Messenger RNA from Neurospora tetraspora, 3358 nucleotides. RefSeq lists its product as uncharacterized. Gene Ontology annotation, molecular function: protein binding; ATP hydrolysis activity. The record is from RefSeq and is a predicted model, not a curated record. Lineage: Eukaryota; Fungi; Ascomycota; Sordariomycetes; Sordariales; Sordariaceae. Bases 186 to 3242 code for a protein of 1018 amino acids. The transcript has 9 exons.